Messenger RNA from Hyposmocoma kahamanoa, 2735 nucleotides. Its product is annotated as soluble guanylate cyclase 89Db-like. Gene Ontology annotation, molecular function: heme binding; guanylate cyclase activity; oxygen sensor activity. The transcript has 15 exons. Gene Ontology annotation, cellular component: guanylate cyclase complex, soluble. Gene Ontology annotation, biological process: response to oxygen levels; nitric oxide-cGMP-mediated signaling; cGMP biosynthetic process. The coding region runs from base 104 to 2512 and encodes 802 amino acids. The record is from RefSeq and is a predicted model, not a curated record. Lineage: Eukaryota; Metazoa; Arthropoda; Insecta; Lepidoptera; Cosmopterigidae.
GCGAAAGCCUUACCGAUUGUACACGUCUUUUGAAAGGCUCUACGGGAACGUACUUCGUGAGAGUGACGACAUCUCUAGACGUAGAUCUCAUUUUGUGAAAAAUAUGUACGGGUGGUUACUUGAGAGCGUGCAACAUUUUAUUGUGCAAGAAUGCGGGGAGGAAGUAUGGGAAACGAUUUUGCGUGAGUCCGGCGCAAGAAAUACCGUUUUCAGUAUGCAGCAGCAAUACCCAGACACCCUCAUGCUCCGACUUGCUAGCGCUCUAACCCGCAUCGUCACCAAUGACCCCAACAGUCCUGCUACAUCUAGACCCAACAGCCCAUGUCCAAAGAAACUAUCUUUCAAGAUAAAACCAAGUUGGAGAAGUGCUUCAGUCCAUACAGACAACAGAAUCCAAUUGCGGUGUCCUUUCACAGCUACUAACGCUCUUACAGCUGUCACAAAAAAUGAAAUCAAUGCCUAUAAUUCCUCUGAAGAAAUAGCUUCCCAUGCUCUGUCUGUCGACAGAAUCAAUGAAGGGGUCGAAUUCCAAAUCCGCAAGAAAGUUGCUGUCAACAAAGAUUUAAAUCGAAGAAGUCUUGGAUUCAAACUUGAAGACAAAAAAGAAGAAAACAAAAAGGUCGAAAUACCCAAAACAUGUCUAGAGUCUACUUGCAAUAAUCAAGAUGUAAGCCCUAAAGAUUCAGCGCCUACGUCGCCCUGUUCUUCCAAUUCUGAAAGUACGAAAGUGAAUUCCAUCCUGAAGAAUAACACCCGUAAAACUAGUGUCAAUUUGGCCAUGGAUGUCUAUAAACGCCGUGGGUCUGGGGUAGCGACCAGACCGAGAUUUAACAGCAUCAGUUUAGUCAGCUCUGAUAGAUUGAAUACUCUUAAAGAGAAGUUCAGCACUCCAGAAAAGGUGAUGCACUUUUUUGGACGAUGUUUCGUAAAAUUUUUCAGCAAUUAUGGCUACGACACAAUGAUCCGCGCCACAGGCCGCUAUUUCUGCACAUUUCUGCAGUCUGUAGACAAUAUCCAUCAACGCAUGCGGUUCACUUUCCCGCGCAUGCGUUCACCGAGCAUGCAGCUAACGCGCGCACACAUCCACGGCGCUGAGCUUGUUUACAGCAGCACAAGAACUGGCUUCACACAUUAUCUUAUGGGUCAGCUGUACGAAAUUGCUGAAGACCUUUUUUCUUUGAAGCUGAAGAUGUCUAUCGUGAAGGAGAGCAUGGAAGGAAGCUACUACGUUGCUGUGUUGCGGCUGGAGUUUGACAAUAGUGAUUAUGUGCAAUCUCUAAUGCUGCGUAAGAACCUGCCGUGCCCACUGCCGGCCGUCCCAGCGUCACUGCUGCUGCAGUUGUUCCCCUUUGGGGUGCUGCUUGAUCGGAAGAUGAAGAUACUUAGCGCUGGAGACAAGCUUGUAGAAGCUUGGGGAGGUCCUUUUAAUCGCAUACAGAAGUCACCCAUCGGCGAAAUACUACGUCUCAGGAAACCGAAGGUCUCUUUUACUUGGGAUAAGGUGGUGUGCAUGCAAACGAUGUUAUUCGAGCUGGAACUGAUGCGAUGGCGAGCCAGGACGGCGGGAGAAUCGCGUAGGGGAUCCCAGGGCGCCCGCGCCAUUUUGCUAAAGGGACCUAUUUACUUCCUUGAACAAAUCGACGCGCUUAUCUUCUUAUGCAGUCCGAUUUUUAACGACCUAGACGAACUUCGUCAAGCUGGGCUCUAUCUUGCAGACAUGAACGGACACGGCCUAUCUAAGGAAAUGCUGCUCCAAGGUUGGCAACAUCUAUCCAGACUUGAACUCCUCUUCGAAAAGGCCGAAACCCGAAGUCUUUCACUAGAAAAGUCUUGUAGAUUGAGAGAUCAGUGGAAAAAGAGAGGAGACCAGUUGUUGUAUUCGAUGAUACCAAAGCCUAUUGCGGAACAUCUGAGGGCUGGGAAAGAUCCUAUGUCGGCUUGUCAGGCCUACGACAGUGUGACCAUUAUGUUCUGCGGGCUGCAAAUAGCCGAAGCGGGCACUAGAGCUGACGUCAUGCAGACUGUGGCAUACAUGAACGAUGUGUAUUCCAGGAUCGACCGGCUGCUCGAUUCUCAUAGAGUUUAUAAGGUGGAGACAGUCGGCACGGUAUACAUGCUGGUGUCAGGCGCUCCGGAGAGGCGGCGAGCUCAUGCAGCUUCUGCCGCCAGUGCCGCCCUCGCCGUCUCACGUGCAUUGCCCGUACUUACCAUUGGUAUACAUUCAGGACCAUGUGUUGCUGGAGUACUUGGCCUGAAGCUCCCUCGUUUCUGCCUCGUGGGGGACACCGUCAACACUGCUAGCAGGAUGCAAACGACAUCAGAGCCCGGCAAAAUUCAUGUGUCGGCACAGACCGCGGCCGAACUGCCCUCCGGCAAGUUCCGGUUACGAAGUAGAGGACCUAUAAAGGUUAAAGGCAAAGGCAUGAUGGAGACAUUCUGGCUCGAGGGUGAAGUGGAAGAAGAUGAGCAAGACGAGGCGUUGCAACUCUUUUCUGCACUUUGCGGCGAGUAGUGACAGCAUCCACGGAGCUAACAACUUUAGCAUAGCGAACUAUGAUUACCAAUAUUUUGCGUAUUAACUACGGGUACACCUAGUUGUUUAAGACCUUAAUCUAUAAGGUCCAAAAAAAUUAAGCAAAUUGGGGGUCUACCAUAACCUUUCCAAAAACAAUCUUAUUUCAAUCUUUUUUAUGUUCCGAAUCGUCUUAUCGUAGUAAAAUGUUUAAGUAGGUACU